CAUGCCGACGUUUCGAUUCCGCUGCUCUGCUUGCGUGGGUCUCAGUGGACUGAUAUACGUGAUCGGUGGAUCGCACACGGAACACUGCGUGGAGGCCUACGAUCCCGUUGCCAGUCAGUGGCAGAAAAAACAAAACGCAAUCGGACAUCGGGAUUGGGCUGUUAGCGCGUGUGUGGACGGAAAGAUUUUUGUCAUGGGCGGAAUGGACAAAUCGAUCGAAUAUUACAGCGAAGACAUAGACACAUGGACUCUGCACAGCUGCAAGAUGCCGGAAGCGAAGCGUCUCUCUGGCUGCGCUGUGAUGACAAUGAAGCCGGGUAUGAAUUCAAAUAUGGAAAUGGAGAAGUGACAGUGUAUGAACAGCACGGUUCCCUUCAAACCAAUAAGAUUAAUGUGGUAUUUGUUUGAUGAUUCCUGGAGCCCAGUUUCGUAUUCAGUUUUUGUUCCAGCGGCUGUCGAGUGUCAGAUUUUU
This is a messenger RNA of Paramacrobiotus metropolitanus, 472 nucleotides long. Its product is annotated as kelch-like protein 18. Gene Ontology annotation, molecular function: protein binding. The transcript is spliced from 4 exons. NCBI's taxonomy places the organism in Eukaryota, Metazoa, Tardigrada, Eutardigrada, Parachela, Macrobiotidae. The coding region runs from base 2 to 349 and encodes 115 amino acids. The record is from RefSeq and is a predicted model, not a curated record.